Messenger RNA from Oncorhynchus gorbuscha (pink salmon), 2936 nucleotides. Its product is annotated as probable E3 ubiquitin-protein ligase HECTD2. NCBI's taxonomy places the organism in Eukaryota, Metazoa, Chordata, Actinopteri, Salmoniformes, Salmonidae. The transcript has 22 exons. The record is from RefSeq and is a predicted model, not a curated record. The coding region runs from base 419 to 2659 and encodes 746 amino acids. Gene Ontology annotation, molecular function: ubiquitin-protein transferase activity.
UUCUAACAACAUGGCGCCAGUUUACAGCGGUGCUGCCUUCCAAAGGGAUGCCAAAAACCGCGCCGUAAGAGGAAAAUAUGAUUAUUGAAAGUAACAGUUAACUACAAAAAGGAUAACGGUACCAUAGUUCUUAUAAAUAAUACUUGUGUUCUUUUCAUGUAAAAUUCUGGAAUUUGCGUGCAGCAACAGUUUCUUAGUGACAGGUUGUGCAUGAGCCCACCUGCCGGAGAAACUGUGACGACGGUGGACCAAUAUGAAUCUCCUGAACCUGACAAUAUAGUGGGCGAUAUCCUCCUUUGAUAGAGACCUGCAAUAUUAUGCAUAUUCUUCGACAGCGAGGUAACGCGUAAACGUCUCCGUAGACUCAUUAUAGUGGAAUAAAUAACUUUCUCUUUUAAAAAAAGAAUCUCACUCUGUAAUGAAUGAAGAGAAUUGUGCGCAAUCGGAGGUGGAAAGGGAAAAGCUCCCUCCAAUAUGCCAUACGUCACCAACUAUGGAUUUGGGGCGUGGUGCGAAACAGCCCUUUCCCUCCCUCAGCACGUUCAUCUCCUCCCUUAACCAGCGGAGGGAGACGGGAGGCCGGUUCAGUGUGGGCACAAACCAGUGUCUACCAGGUGGACGACAUGGGAGGGAGCUACCUCCUAUUUGCAGUGAUGUGAGGCAGAAACAGAGGAUCUCCAUCGACACACUUCCCCCCGAGGUGAAGGCCCCGUUCCCCUCUGAACCUGUCAUCCCCCUCCGCACUAAGACCAUCAAAGAGUUCCAGGAAGACAUGGAUCGAGCCACAACCUCAGGGGACUGGAGGGAUGUGAGGGAUUUCUACCUAACCACCUUUGACUCCUUUCUAGAGAUCAAUGCUGCCUUCAAGAGAGAAGCUAACGCCCCAUUUAACACAAUCGAGGAUUCUGGAGUCAACUCAAAAUUUUUGAAUGCUGUUUAUGAUGCUUUACUCUGCACACCCCAAGACAUCCAGAAAUCAGUGUUGAAGGGAAUCAUUAACAGCCUAUUAAGAGAGUGGAAAGGUCCCAGAACGAAAGAUGACCUGAGGGCAUACUUCAUCUUAGUUCAGAACCCUCAGUAUUCCAGCACCAGUACCUAUGUGAUCUAUGCCCACCUACUGAGACAGAUAGCUGGCCUGUCUGAGGCUGACCACCAUUUCCUAGUGCACUGGUUUAAAAAACUGUCUCCAAGGCGUUUCAGGCAGCUGGUGGAGCGUUUUCUUCACUUCAUCUCCACUCGUCUGUUACCUGCUCCUCCUGAUGAACUGCCCCCUCUGACCAGGUGUUCCUGGUGGAUCCCUGCUGCCACCAAGGUCCUCGCCCUCUUCAAUGCAGCUAACAGCAUAUCCACGCCUCCUAUCAUGUCCUUCACGGACUUCUACAACAUCACCUUGGACCACAUCGACAUCAUGGAGCAGUACCGCACCUGGCAGAGCCACGGCAACUCCAACAAGUUCUCUUUCUGCCAGUUCCCAUUUAUCCUGUCAACGGUGGUGAAGAAAGCCAUCAUCCAGAGAGACUCAGAACAGCAGAUGAUAAGCAUGGCCAGACAAAGCCUGGUGAACAAGGUCUCUCGCAGGCAGAGAGUGGACAUGAACCUGUUGUUCCUCAACAUCAAGGUACGACGGGCCCAGCUACUCAGUGACUCAUUGGAUGAGCUGAGCAGGAAGAGAGCAGACCUGAAGAAAAAGCUCAAGGUCACUUUCGUAGGAGAGGCGGGGCUCGACAUGGGCGGCCUCACCAAGGAGUGGUUCCUGCUGCUGGUUCGACAGAUUUUCCACAUUGACUAUGGCAUGUUCACCUACUUGAAGGAUUCCCGUUGUCAUUGGUUCAGCAGCUGGAAAUGUGACAACUACUCAGAGUUCCAAUUGGUCGGGACUCUCAUGGGUCUCGCUGUGUACAACAGCAUUGCUCUGGAUAUCCACUUCCCUCCUUAUUGUUACAAGAAGCUCUUGACUCCACCCAUUGUGCCAUGUGACCAGAAUACUCCCAUCGGCAUGGCAACUGCCACCCUGGGCGACCUGCAGCAGGUCAUGCCGGAUCUGGCUCAUGGGCUUGGAGAGCUGCUCUGCUAUGAGGGCAAUGUGGAAGAAGACUUCUAUCUGACCUUCCAGGUUUUCCAAGAGGAGCUCGGGGUGGUCAGGUCCUAUAACCUGAAACCUGGAGGUGACAAGAUUCCAGUCAACAAACAGAACAGAAAGGAGUAUGUUCAGCUGUAUGCUGGUUUCCUGCUUAAUAAGUCAAUUUACAAGCAGUUUGCAGCCUUCUAUCGUGGCUUCCACAGUGUGUGUGCGUCAGACGCUCUGAUGCUGCUGAGGCCAGAGGAGGUGGAGAUGCUGGUGUGUGGGAGUCCAGAGCUGGACAUGAGCGCCCUACAGAGAGCAGCUCAGUACGAGGGCUACAGCAAAGCUGACCUCACAGUACGCCAGCCAGUGCCCCCUUACAGCUCUGUUUUUGGGAUGUGGUGCUGGAUUUCCCCUUGGAGUUGCAGAAAAAGCUGCUCCACUUCGCCACAGGAAGUGACCGUGUCCCCGUGGGAGGGUUGGCCGACCUCAACUUCAAGAUCGCCAAGAUCGACGUGUCCACUGACUGGUUACCCAUAUCUCACACCUGCUUCAACCAGAUCUGCCUCCCACCUUAUAAAAGCAGGAAGGAACUGAAGCAGAAGUUAACCAUCGCCAUCUCAAACGCAGAGGGCUUUGGCUUAGAGUGACUCAGUCUGCAGCUAUGAGAUUCACAGUAAGAUGAGAGUAGGUGAUUCCUUUCCAAAUGUACUUUAGAAUUACAUUCCUUCAAAAAUAGAAUUUGAUAUAGACUACAUGACCAAAAGUAUGUGGAUUCCUGCUCAUUGAACAUCUCAUUCCAAAAUCAUGGGCAUUAAUAUGGAGUUGGUCCUGCCUUUGCUGCUAUAACAGCCUCCACUCCUCUGGGAAGGCU